Fusarium graminearum PH-1 is the source of this 1821-nucleotide messenger RNA. RefSeq lists its product as uncharacterized. The record is from RefSeq and is a predicted model, not a curated record. The transcript has 4 exons. NCBI's taxonomy places the organism in Eukaryota, Fungi, Ascomycota, Sordariomycetes, Hypocreales, Nectriaceae. The coding region runs from base 1 to 1821 and encodes 606 amino acids.
AUGGAUACAUCGUUACUCUCAACUGGAGAAAUUAUACACGCUGCCAUGGCGAUUGAUAGUGGAAACAAGGCGCUGUCCAUUGUGGAUGCCCCCAUUUCAGCUCUCGCAUCAGCUCUUGCCGAGGGCCACAUCAACAGUGUCGAGUUGACAGUCAGGCACCUCCUCAGAAUCGCCAAAUAUGAUCGUCGCACUAUCCACCUCAAUGCCGUCCCCAUCAUCAACCAACAUGUCUUUGAUGCUGCUCAAGCGUCAGACCAGCGUCGCGCCUCAGGUGAAACGCUAGGGCCUCUCGAUGGAAUCCCAGGUACUAUCAAGGACUCAUACAAGAUGAAAGGCAUGACAGUAGCAGCUGGUUCUCCUGCUUUUAAAGACCUCAUCGCGAAUGAAGAUGCCUUUACUGUUCAUAAACUCAAAGAGGCCGGUGCUGUUCUCUUGGGACGAACUAAUAUGCCUCCUAUGGCUGCUGGGGGUAUGCAGCGUGGUGUCUAUGGUCGUGCAGAGUCUCCUUAUAACGAAGCAUAUCUCACGGCAGCUUUUGCAUCAGGGUCUUCCAACGGUUCCGCUACUGCAACUGCAGCUAGCUUCGGUGCCUUUGGGAUGGGCGAGGAGACCAUCUCGUCUGGCCGUUCGCCUGCUUCUAACAAUGGGCUUGUGGCAUACACUCCUUCCAGAGGCCUGAUCUCGAUUCGCGGUAACUGGCCUUUAUUUGCAACAUGCGACACAGUCGUUCCUCAUACCCGAACAGUUGACGAUAUGUUCACACUCUUGGACGUUAUCGUGGCAAAGGACUCCAAGACGUCCUGUGACUUUUGGCGCGAGCAGCCUUUUGUCAAACUACCAGAUGUUGACACCAUUCGACCAAAGACUUUCUUCGACCUGUGCGAUACCAACGCACUCCAGGGCAAGACGAUCGGUGUACCAAAAAUGUACAUUGGAGGAGUGGACUCUGACCCAACCGCUAGAAAGGUCCACACUCGCCAGUCUGUCAUUGAUCUUUGGAAUCAAGCUCGCAAGAUCCUUGAGGGCCUUGGCGCCACUGUUGUGGAGACGGACUUUCCUCUUGUGACUAAGUUUGAGAAACCUGAGGCUUCUGACAUUGUCUCUGAGACUCCUCCUCAUCGCAACGAGAUUGACAUAUGUCAGCUCAUGGCAUAUACUUGGGAUGAUUUCCUGGCGUCAAACAAAGACGAGGAGGUUGCCUCAACACUUGCACAAGUGGAAUCAUCCACUAUCUUCCCUCAUCCGCCUGGGUGUCUGCAGGACAGAUAUGACUCGAAUGAUCCUCUUGUGCGACACAACGCUGUGUUCGGUAUCCCGACUGUUAGUGUGCCUAUGGGAGUUAUGGCUGAUAUUGGAAUGCCUGUCAACCUCACUUUUGCUUCCAAGGCGUACGAUGACAACAAUUUGUUUCGGUAUGCUUAUGCUUUUGAGAAGCACAGUCAGUUGCGUCAACCGCCGUCGCGUACGCCGGAGCUAGAGACAGACACCAUCUCACGGCAGCCAAUCGUAGCACAGAUUGGUCUGAAAGCACCUCAAUUGGAGAUUGAUACAUCAGUUUCAAUCGUCAAGGGAGAGAAAGUGAUUGAGAUAACAGGUAGGAUUGAUGAGCAGGAAGUGUCUGAGCUGCACGUCUAUGUGGAUGGUGAAGAGAUGAAGGAUGUCAAGAUUGACGAUGGAAAAUGGCAGGUAAAGUCCAAGUUGAACGAAGUAACUAGUGACAGGCCAGAAGAGAUCAGUGUGCCGAGUUUCGAGUCUGGAAUGGUUAUUGUUGUAGCUACGGGCAAGAAUGGAAGGUCAACUGCCAAGAUGGCAUUCGUUUAG